Vitis riparia (riverbank grape) is the source of this 1623-nucleotide messenger RNA. RefSeq names its product probable aspartyl protease At4g16563. Lineage: Eukaryota; Viridiplantae; Streptophyta; Magnoliopsida; Vitales; Vitaceae. The coding region runs from base 1 to 1389 and encodes 462 amino acids. Gene Ontology annotation, molecular function: aspartic-type endopeptidase activity. Gene Ontology annotation, biological process: proteolysis. The transcript has a single exon. The record is from RefSeq and is a predicted model, not a curated record. Gene Ontology annotation, cellular component: plant-type cell wall.
AUGGCUUCUUCUACUUCUUUGCUUUUCUCUGUCUCCACUGUCUUCUCUAUCCUUUUCUUGGCAUCCUCCUCCGAAGAUAACAUACCUGCCACCAUCACCAUCCCUCUAACCUCAACAUUUACAAGCAAACUAUCCACGGAACCCUUGGUCUUUUUCCAACACCUUGCCUCUGCAUCCUUGUCUAGAGCCCAUCACUUGAAACAUGGUAAGACCAGUCCUCUCGUAAAAACCUCUCUUUUUCCUCAUAGUUAUGGGGGUCACACCAUCCCUCUCAGCUUCGGCACUCCUCCACAAAAACUCUCCUUCCUGGUGGACACAGGAAGUCAUGUAGUAUGGACUCUUUGUACAACUCACUAUACAUGCACCAACUGUUCUUUUUCAGAUGCCGCCCCCAAAAAAGCCCCAAUUUUCAAUCCCGAACUUUCGUCGUCUUCUAAGAUCCUGGGGUGCAGAAAUCCCAAAUGUGUAAACACUUCUUCCCCAGAUGUUCACCUUGGGUGCCCCCGCUGCAAUGGCAAUUCCAAAAAUUGCUCUCACGCUUGCCCACGGUACCGUCUUCAGUAUGGCGGAGGAGCAUCAUCUGGAUAUUUUCUAUUAGAAAACCUCAAUUUUCCCGCGAAAACAAUUCAUACAUUUCUUGUUGGGUGUACAACAUCCGCUGCUCGUCUACCUACUUCUGACGGAUUUGCGGGGUUCGGUCGCACAAUGUUCUCGUUGCCGAUGCAGAUGGGUGUGAAGAAGUUUGCUUACUGUCUCAAUUCUCACUACUACGAUGACACCCGGAACAGCGGCAAGUUGGUUUUGGACUACAGGGAUGGCAAAACCAAAGGACUUUCCUACACUCCCUUUCUCAAGAACCCUCCUGACUUCCCGUUUUACUACUACUUGGGUGUCAAAGGUAUCAAGAUCGGAAACAAGCUCCUCAGGAUUCCAAGAAAGUAUCUGGCUCCAGGAUCUGACGGCCGAGGUGGUCUCAUGAUAGAUUCUGGUUUCGCGUACGGAUACAUGACAGCACCGAUUUUUAAAAUAGUGACAAAUGAACUGAAAAAGCAGAUGUCCAAGUAUAGGAGAUCUCUCGAGGCAGAAACCCAGUCCGGUCUCACGCCUUGUUUUAAUUUCACAGGCCACAAAUCCAUAGAAAUCCCCCCCUUAAUUUACCAAUUUAGAGGUGGCGCAAAUAUGGUGGUCCCAGGAAUGAAUUAUUUAUUAAUGUCUAGGCUUGAGACAAGCCUCGUGGCUUGUUUACCCAUGGUCACUGAUGCAGGCAACAACACUAUGGAAUUCACUCCGGGACCGUCUAUUAUUCUGGGGAAUUCUCAGCAUGUGGAUUAUUAUGUGGAGUAUGACCUCAAAAAUGAGCGUCUUGGGUUCCGACGACAGACUUGCUAGUCUAUGACAUCCAUGCCAAUGGGUCUAGUUGGGUGCGGCAAAGAAAUAGUAAAUAAUGGCAACCUAGGAGGAUCCUGCAGUAUGGUUAAGUAAUGUAAGAGGAUGAUGGCAGUUGGGAGAAUACUGCCUACUCUUUAUUACCGACAUGCAUGUACUGUUGGAGCACCGGAAAGGCUUUGUGUUUACAGUCUCCGGUCUAAAUAAAAGAAGCUUAGUAAAUACAAAUUAUGGAGC